AGCAUACCUCCUGGAAUAACGGUACUUAAGCACGGCUCUGCCAGGACGUGCGGGAGGUGGAAGUUGGGCGAUUUCAACACAAAGUUCACGGAGCCACGGCUACAAUGGCGAGACACUUGUUCAGGGAAGUUGACGGCUACUACCUUCACGUCGCCUUCUCCGAGCAAACCAUUCGCUCGGCACUGGGCUACAGACCGGUGCCCGGAGACGUUUUCAUCGUAAGUUACCCGAAAUGUGGCACCACUUGGAUGCAGCACCUUGUCUACAACAUCUUCAACGGCCGUGCACCUCCAACAAGCAUGAUGGACGUUUGGCGAGAAAUGCCUUUUCUGGAGUUGCAAGGCGCCGAGUCUCUCAAGGAGAUGCCGAGACCAGGGGCCAUCAAGACACACAUGCCCUUUCACCUCCAACCUUUUUCCGCAGACGCGAAAUACAUUUACAUCUGCAGGAAUCCGUACGACUGCUGCGUUUCUUUCUUCUAUCACACGAAGAAUAUUUCGGCAUACCAGUUUCAAGACGGCACGUUCGACGAGUUCUUCGAGUUGUUCCUCGAAGGGAAGGUGGACUUUGGAGACUACUUUGACCAUCUGCUAUCCUGGUACGCGCAUCGACGCGACCACAAUGUCUUCUUCGUGACGUAUGAAGACCUGAAGAAAGACACUGCGGCAUGGGUACUCCAGAUUGCGGAUUUUCUCGGAGAAGAACACGGUAGAAAACUUAGAUCCGACCAGGGAAUCCUGGAUGCGAUCUUGAACAGGACAAGCCUAAAGACUAUGAAAGUGGACUUGAAUGUAAGUAUCAAAGAAAGUUACGUAAAGCUUGAAGAUCUACCCGAAGACAAGAAGCCAGAGUGGUUUAAGCUUACCACGCAAGCUAUCGGCACCGAGGCGGCGAAUGAGCCAAUCACGAGAGAUUUUGUGCGUAGAGGUGCCAUUGGAGACUGGAAGGACCACUUCUCGGGCGAUCAAGUAAAGCGCCUCCAGAAGCGGAUUGCUCUAAAGACCCGUGGUAGUGAUGUCAUGGACUUGUGGAAGGACAUUGGGCUCCCUUGAGGUUUGGUUCUUGUAACUGCCAUCAACAGAAAUAUGAUUUUUUUAUUGUUUUACUCUUAUUGAGGUUGUAUGCACAUUAUUGAUUCUUGUAAAAAAAGAAAGAAAAGAGUAUUACUUGUAUUUAGGUAAAAUAAAUCACGAGUGAUUUAAGUUUUCUAA
Messenger RNA from Ixodes scapularis (black-legged tick), 1211 nucleotides. RefSeq names its product sulfotransferase ssu-1. Gene Ontology annotation, cellular component: cytoplasm. Bases 105 to 1052 code for a protein of 315 amino acids. Lineage: Eukaryota; Metazoa; Arthropoda; Arachnida; Ixodida; Ixodidae. Gene Ontology annotation, molecular function: sulfotransferase activity. Gene Ontology annotation, biological process: sulfation. The record is from RefSeq and is a predicted model, not a curated record. The transcript is spliced from 2 exons.